AUGCCUUCUUCUUUGGAACAGUUAAAAGCCACAGGAACUGUCGUUGUGGCUGAUACCGGUGACUUUGAAUCAAUUGCAAAGUUCCAACCUCAAGAUGCUACUACCAAUCCAUCUUUAAUUUUGGCUGCCACUAAGCAGCCUCAGUAUGCUAAAUUGAUCGAUGUUGCUGUUGAAUAUGCUAAGAAGCAUGCAAAGACCCCCGAAGAACAGGCUACUGUUGCUCUUGACAGAUUGUUGGUUGAAUUCGGUACUAGGAUUUUGGCCAUUGUUCCUGGUAGAGUGUCUACUGAAGUUGAUGCAAGAUUGUCAUUCGAUAAAGAGGCCACUAUCAAAAAGGCUUUAUCUAUCAUUGCUCUUUACAAGUCUAUGGGAAUUGAUAAAAAAAGAGUCUUAAUUAAGAUUGCUUCCACAUGGGAAGGUAUUCAGGCUGCUCAAGAAUUGGAGUCCAAGUAUGGAGUUCACUGUAACUUGACAUUACUUUUCUCCUAUGUUCAAGCAGUCGCUUGCGCUGAAGCUGGUGUCACUCUUAUCUCUCCGUUUGUUGGAAGAAUUAUGGACUGGUACAAAGCCAAGACUGGUGAGACAUAUGAUUCUACUUCAGAUCCUGGUGUUCAAUCUGUCAGAGAAAUCUUCAACUACUACAAGAAAUACGACUAUAAGACCAUAGUUAUGGGUGCUUCUUUCAGGAACACGGGCGAAAUUGAGGCACUUGCAGGUGUCGAUUUCUUAACCAUCUCUCCAAAGUUGUUGGAACAGCUUUCUGACUCUUCUAAGGCAGUUCCAAAGCUAUUGGAUUCUAAAAAGGCCAAGUCUUUGGAAAUUCCAAGGGAUUCCUUCAUUAACGAUGAGCCUAAGUUCAGAUUCUUGUUUAACGAAGAUGCUAUGGCCACCGAGAAGUUGUCCGAAGGUAUUAGAAAAUUCUCCGCCGAUUGUGCUACUUUGUACAACAAGUUGCUUGAUAAGGUUUCCGCUUAA
Brettanomyces nanus is the source of this 975-nucleotide messenger RNA. It is a transcript of the gene TAL1, whose product is annotated as sedoheptulose-7-phosphate:D-glyceraldehyde-3- phosphate transaldolase. Gene Ontology annotation, biological process: pentose-phosphate shunt; carbohydrate metabolic process; pentose-phosphate shunt, non-oxidative branch. Gene Ontology annotation, cellular component: cytoplasm; intracellular anatomical structure. Lineage: Eukaryota; Fungi; Ascomycota; Pichiomycetes; Pichiales; Pichiaceae. The record is from RefSeq and is a predicted model, not a curated record. Gene Ontology annotation, molecular function: transaldolase activity. The transcript has a single exon. The coding region runs from base 1 to 975 and encodes 324 amino acids.